AUGCACCGAAAUAUGCCCGUCGAUUUGGUGCUGGUCCGCCACGGCCAGUCGGAGGGCAACCUGGCACAGCGGCUGUGCAGGCAGCUGCAGCAGCAGCAGCAGCAGCAGCAGCAGCAGCUGCUGCUGCUGCAGCAGCAGCAGCAGGGGUGUGAGCCUUCGGGGGCACCUGCGAGCGGGUCUGCGGGGGGCGCGGACGCGCCGCCGGACGCAGGAGCGGGAACAACAACAACAGCAGCAGCAGCAGCAGCAGCAGCAGCAGCAGUUUGGUCUGGAGAAUUCAGAUCUCGCCACAAUUCUCUCUAUAGACUCACUGACAGGGGAAGAAGACAAGCAGCAAUUGCUGGCGCUUGGAUCCGCAGCAACGUGGGCAGCGUCUUCGACAAAUACUACACUUCGGAGUAUGUGCGGGCGAUGGAGACCGCGGCGAUGUUGAGUUUGCCUUCUGCGCGUUGGGUCACGGAAAUGUAUUUGAGAGAAAGAGACAGAGGAGUUUUGGCAAACAAAACGCAUGCAGAAAGAGAGACUUUGCAUGCAGAAGAGUUGGCAAGAAAACAAAGAGACGCAUUCUACUGGCAGCCUUCUGGGGGAGAGUCGAUUGCGAAUUUGUGUUUGCGAGUGGACAAGGUGAUGGACAACUUGGCAGAGUCGUGCGCAGGUUUGCGGGUGUUGAUAGUGUGCCACGGGGGCGUGAUAAAGUCCUUCAGGGCUUUGAUAGAAAAAGUGCGUCCUGCAGACGCGCGGCGCGAAACAGCAGCAGCAGCAGCAGCAGCAGCAGCCGCCGCCGCUGCUGCGGACCCCAGCAGCAGCAGCAGCAACAGCAGCAGCGGGGGUUCAACGUCAGCGACGCCCUCUACGCCCGGCUCCUCCUCCUCCGCUGCUGCAGCAGCAGCAGCAGCAGCAGCAGCAGCGCAGCAGCAGCUGGCGUUCAGCAAAAUCCACAACUGCCAAAUAGUUUGGUAUACUCGCAGAGACCCUUUGACAGGAAACAUCAGCAGCAAAUUCAGCUUCGUAAAAACAGCAACGCGUGGCAGCCCAUUGUCCGCAGGGCCCACUCAAACCACGACCUCCUCCACGCCGUAA
Eimeria tenella is the source of this 1080-nucleotide messenger RNA. Its product is annotated as phosphoglycerate mutase, putative. Lineage: Eukaryota; Apicomplexa; Conoidasida; Eucoccidiorida; Eimeriidae. Gene Ontology annotation, molecular function: intramolecular phosphotransferase activity. Gene Ontology annotation, biological process: glycolytic process. The transcript has 5 exons. Bases 1 to 1080 code for a protein of 359 amino acids. The record is from RefSeq and is a predicted model, not a curated record.